CAACGUUUGUUGCACCAAACACAUUUUGAAUAACAUAACUAGCAAACAUAUAAGUUUCCUACAGCUUUAGUGCUCGUAUACUUGAAAAAUGGCAAGGAUGGCAAUGAUGGUCUUUUGUGUAGUAGUGACUUGCAUGGUGGUGGCUGCACCCUAUGCAGAGGCUAUUACAUGUGGUCAGGUGGUAAGCAACUUAGCUCCAUGCCUUGGCUACCUAAAAAAUGGUGGUGCUGUGCCAUCGGGAUGUUGCAGUGGGGUUACCGCACUCAAUAACGCUGCACAAUCAACCCCUGAUCGUCAGACUGCUUGUGGCUGUUUAAAGAGUGCUUACUCAGCUAAUUCCGGCAUCAAUGCUGGUAACGCUGCUGCCCUCCCCGGCAUGUGUGGUGUCAACAUCCCUUACAAGAUCAGUCCUAGCACUGAUUGCUCCAAGGUGCAGUGAGUCCGUGAUGUUUAUGGAUGUAAUUGGAAGAUUAGAAUCAUAUAUAUCUAGAUUACAAUAAUCAUGGAGAACACUAUUAAUUAUGUUUGAGAAAGACAUGUAUGACUGUAUAUGUCUCUAUGAUUUGUCUUGCAUUUUCAAGUAAAAUAGUGUUCCUGUUAUCUUUGUAAUGUCAUCACCUUUUUUAUAUACCUCCCUGGCUCUCUCCUUUCUAUAUACCUGUCAUUUUCACA
Messenger RNA from Lactuca sativa (garden lettuce), 672 nucleotides. Its product is annotated as non-specific lipid-transfer protein. The record is from RefSeq and is a predicted model, not a curated record. Gene Ontology annotation, molecular function: lipid binding. Gene Ontology annotation, biological process: lipid transport. Lineage: Eukaryota; Viridiplantae; Streptophyta; Magnoliopsida; Asterales; Asteraceae.